This is a messenger RNA of Cetraspora pellucida, 780 nucleotides long. The record is from the annotation of a GenBank genome assembly. NCBI's taxonomy places the organism in Eukaryota, Fungi, Glomeromycota, Glomeromycetes, Diversisporales, Gigasporaceae.
GCACUUGUAUUCUGUCAAUGUUUGCCGCUAAAGCCGGUGCAUCUAAAGUGCUUUCUGUAGACAAAUCUAACAUUAUCCAUAGAGCAAAGGAUAUUGUAGAGGAGAAUAAAUUAGAUAAUGUGAUCACCGGCAGGGUAGAAGACGUUGUUCUUCCUGUACAAAAAGUUGACAUUAUAAUAUCAGAAUGGAUGGGUUAUUUCCUUUUUUUUGAAGGUAUGCUCGACUCUUUGAUUGUUGCGCGUGAUCGCUUACUUGCACCGGACAGAAUUAUUGCGCCUAGUCAUUGCCGUCUUUUAUUCGCUGCUAUUGAAGAUGAUGAACUUUUUAACGAUACUUUUAAUUUUUUGAAUGAUGUUUAUGCAAUGAAACGUCCAAUUUAUACAAGUGCUAUUAUAGAUCAUGUAACAUCAGAUGCACUUAUUUCCAAUACAGUUUCAAUUAAAGAAGUUCCUCUUCAUACAAUUCGUAAAUCUCAAUUGGAUUUCACUUCGCCGUUCACAUUAGAAAUAUCACGUGAUGGUACUGUUCAUGGAUUCUUGGGUUAUUUUGAUACCUGGUUUACACGUGACGGCCAUUAUAUUCCAUUAUCGCAGAAUGUGAAUGAUAAGAUUGAUGGCAUUACUAGUUUUACAACUGGGCCGCAAGGUGGGGUUACACAUUGGAGGCAGACGAUAUUUUUCCUCGAACAUGGAAUUCAUGUUAAGAAGGGUACAACGAUAGUUGGUACAAUUGAUUGUCGUAAGAGUAUAGAAAAUUAUCGCGAUCUUGAUUUCGAAAUAU